AAGUAGGUGAAACGUCAUCAAUUUAUGUGUAUUUACACGGGUACCUAGGCAAAGCAUUUGGAGCUGGACACCGGAGAAUAAAUUUUAUAUUUUCUGUGUAUACACUUAAAAAUGCCUGAGUCAGUCAGCAUUAAAGUUGUUGGCAGAUGCCGACCUUUAACAGCAGAAGAAAACAAGAAAGGUGUGAAAGUAGGUGUGUCAGUGUCCGGGGACAAGGUUAUAGUUAAAAGUGGAAAGUCAGAGCAAAGCUUUAGCUGUGAUGGAGCAUAUCCACCAGAGUACAGGAAUAGCCAGAUAUACAAGGAGAGGGUGGAGCCGCUGGUACAUAGAGCUAUGGAAGGCUAUAAUGUCACCGUACUGGCUUUUGGAGCGGGUGGGUCAGGAAAAAGCAUGUUGAUGACUGGUACUGAUGAUGAUCCUGGAAUGAUACCAAGUGCUAACAGAAGUAUAUUUGAGAUAGCCAGCAAGCAGGGAGGAAAAGAUUUCAUGAUAAGUGUCUCCUAUGUUGAGAUUGUGGAUGAGAAAAUGACAGAUUUGUUGAAUCCCCACCCAAAUGCUAUGAACAUCAGACAACAUCCUACAAAAGGAAUUUUUGUUGAUGGACUGUCAGAGAUCAUUGUGAAAAGUGCUGAUGAGAUUGCGCAAUACUUUGAGCAGGGAACCAGGGCCAGAAAAAUGGGAGCCACUGACAUGAAAUCACACAGACCAAGAGCUAAUGCGGUAUUUACUGUGGUAAUAGAACAGAGGGAGAAGCAGUCCAGUAAAGUUGGUGUGAGAUCUGUGCUACAUAUGGUGGAUUGUGCAGGAAACAAUCCUGGAGGUAUAUCUGAUCCAGAGGUGCUUGCUGGAGUACAGGGGCUGCAGAAUGUGUUGAUGGCUCUAGGAGGCCCUAGAAAGGGUAGUGGGGUUCCAUACAGGGACUCCAAACUCACUAGAUACCUUCAGGAAUCUCUGGGAGGAAAUGCUAUCAGUUUACUGUUUGCCCUGGUAUCACCACUAGAUAAAUCACAUCAGGAGAGCACAAACACCAUGCAGGUUGCUCAGUUUGCAAAAAAUGUCAAAAACAGGGUAAAACUAAACCUGGAUGAGACAAAUGAGGUGAUUGCUGAGCUGAGAGAGGAGAUUGGUAAAUUGAGGGAUAAGAUUGCCUCCACCUCAGAACCUAAUAAAGAGGAUGUCCUAAAAUUGGAGGACUUGGUGAAGGACUUACAGAUUGCUAAGAAGCAGACAUGGGAUGAGAAACAGAGAGCCUCAGGCAGAUUUGAGGAAGAAAGAAAAGUCAAUCUUGCCAACAAGGGUAUUCUUGAAUGGGUCACAGACAAUGUGAAGAAAGGCAGUAAGGAGCUCCAGGAGAAGGUCCAGAUGUUACAGAAAGAGAAAGAUCAGGUGAUGGCAGCAUACAAGGAAAAAAGGGCCAUUGUGGAUCAGCUGAAAGCUGAAUUGCAAAACAAGAUUGCACAAUACUCCAAAUUUGCAGAAAAAGGUAAAGCAUCAGAGGCAGAGAACAAGGCUUUGGUUACAGCUAUACACAAACUGAAGGAGCAACUCAAACAAGAAACAGAGAAACUGAAAACUCUUAAACAACAACUUGUUGAGGUACAAGAAAGACAGCAGUUGGAGAAAGAGGGUGCCAAAGCACAGAUGGCUUCAAUGAAGGGAAGUGCUGAGCUCAGACAGAAAGUGGAGCUUGAAGAAAGAAAAAAACUUGAAGAGUCAAACAAAUCUUUGGUGGCUGAAGAGCUGGAAAGAACACGACUUGACAUUGAUGCAGAAAGAGCUGAGAUUCAGAUGCGUGCUGCCGAGGGGAAGAAGUACUCAACCAAGGAAGGGGAAGAACUGGAAAUAAAAGUGGCAGAAAUGAAGGCAGAAAAGUCUGUUGUGACACUGCAGUUGCAGUGUAUUCAGCAAGAGAAAGCGCGACUUGCCAAGGAGUUAGAGGAGAUACACAAACUACACAAAGAUGAAAUGGAACUACAGCAACUUCAGCAUUAUCAGACAUUCAGGAAUUAUCGUGAGAUGUUUGAAGAACAGAAGGUUGCUAUAGAGCAGCGUUACCGCCACCUGCUUGAUGACUCCAUCCAGGAUGCAGUUUUCUUGUCAGCACGCAACAACGAGCUUGUCCUAGAAAACCAGGAGCUCAGGCAACAAAUCAACGAAAUGAAGGAUGUGGUCACAAAACUUGGUGGAAGGUUGCCAAGCUCUGUUGAGAAUCCGCUGUAGGGACAGUUUAGAUUUCCAUCUCAGAAAUCAGGAACAAUAUGACAAUCAUAGCAGAUAAACACAAUCAAACCUGUCAACCCAAAGAAAUAAAUAUUAAGGAAAACUUGACAACUAUUCCUGAAGACUGAUGUUCGUUUUUUUUUCUGUUUUUGCAUUAUAUAACUACUACACAAUAGUGAGAUUUAUUUUUGUAUUUAGAAACUUUGAACAGUCGCAAUAGACCAGCUGAGAUUUUUUUGCAAAACAUGCACUGUUGUUGACAUUUGGAUAAUGUAGGGAAAAUGCUGGACAUUCCAAUGAAUGCUGGACAUUCCAUUGUAGAUAUGUAUUUAUUAACAGAUUUUUUUCUAUAUUGUGAUAUUUCUUGUUGUAUUUUUAUGCAUUUAUUUUGUUAAAGUUACCUACAGCAUAUAUAUAUAUAUAUAUAUGCAUUUUGAGGUCCUUGCCACUGUAUAUGUUAAGAGGGGCAUGUCUCCAGAUUCAUGUUUUUUAUUUCAAAAAUUUAGAAAAGUACUUUUUGUUUGUAAUUUUGAAUGAAAAUUAAAAACAAAGUGAUUAAUGCACCUUGUGUAGACUUCGAAAUGUAUAUGAAAGCUUUAUACCGUGUCAGUCAUGCUGACACAUAAAAGAAGGGUUUAAAGAAAUGUUUCACUUUAUAUCAUAUUCAGUAAAUAUCGGUUUUUAAAAAUUCAUGAUACCUUAUACUGUGAAAUCAUUAAUAUUCAUGGGGGACUCAUUUUCGUGGAUUUCGUGGUUGAAUCAAUCCACGAAAUUUAAUCCCAACGAACAUGUGAAAUUCCCAUUCAUUUUAUGUUCAAAAGUUGAAACCCACAAAUUCAUAUCUCAACGAAAUUGCCGUUUAGGCCAAAACCACGAAAUUUCAUGCCCACGAAAUUAAAUGGUUUUACAGUACUGGUACUGAUUAUAAACCCGGACAGAUGAUUAAGUCGACCACCUUGGAAAUAUUCGAUUGCAAUCAGUUAUGUAUAAAAUUGAACACACCAUCUAAUAGUUUCCACUUAAAACACCAACUGGUGUAAACAAAAACAAAAUUGGUAAAUAUUCUGUAUAAAUAAAUGACUUACAUUUAUUUGUAUGAAAAAUAUUUACUCAAAAUUACUGGGGAAGAGGGUGUUUUUUUGCACAUGCUCACUGUUGAAACAUGAAGGCCUAACAUUUGGUAACUUUUCAUUACUUGAUCAGGAAUGACUGUUGCAGCUUUUUGGGGAAAGUUUCAAUAUAAUAAUACCAAGAAAAUUUUGUAAAUGACAAAGUGUUCGAAUUUAUCAUCAGUCAACGUUCAUACAGUCCCCAUUUUACAUACCCCUUUCAGGGCCUCACUUCGUGUAAGUUUGCUUACUAAAUAUAAAUUUGAAUUAUGUAAAGUUUUGAGCAAAGGUUAAGCUUUAUUUUGAUAUCGACCAUUGAUUACAAUUUGUAGAAAUAAAUAAGUUACAGGUAAAAAACCUCAUUUUCUGUUCAGGUUUAUCAUCAGUACCAGUAGUCACAUCUGUUUUCAAAAUUUUGAUAGUAUUAUGUAUAUGUGUGCUGGUAUUUAUCAAGGCGUUAGACUUAAGAAUGCAAAUAUUUAAUUUGCCGUAAGUUUGUUUAUAGCAGUCUGAUGAAAUUUUGCUGAACUAUCUGUCCUGCAGAAUGUACUUUCAUGCAUAGUUUCAACAGUUUACAAUCUGUGCUGAUUUUAUCAGUGACAGAGCAAAAAAAAAAUUCGCGUUUUAAAGUCUAAAUUUCAGACUUACAGCGUUGAUGAAUAUGAGUCCAGGAGUCAUGUCCCGUUUGCUUUGUUUAAGUAAGGUGAUAAAGUUUUUUGUUAACCUUGGGGAAUAUUUGUUAGUGAAUGAUGAAUUAUUUUUCUCUUUUUUUUCCCCUGUUUUGUUAGUAUACAAAUGCAUAUAUUCGUGUCAGUAAAUAGUUUUUGAAAUAGAAACUAAGCAUAUUUUUUCACUUUUUCCUGGAUAAUAAAUGAAAUUACCUACUCUUAUUGUCUGUAUGUAUUGAUUUUUUGGCAAUACAAGAAGACAGAGAUAAAAAUCAUUUAAGUUUUAUACUCAGAUUAGUCUGAAUUCAAACACUGUAUGACUGUGACACAACCUAUUUAGCCUUGUCAAAGGCAUAUUAUCAGUUCUGAUAAUAUGGGUAAAAGUAGAGACAAUUUGUUUUAUACUGUAGAUGAUAUUGUCAAUAUAAUUGACAUGGAUAUUUUCUCAAAAUUUUUGAACCACACUUUCUAGAGAUUGUCUUAGCAGAAAUUGAUAAUGUUGAAAAAAGCAGCAUAUUAAUUUUAAAAAGUUACCUUCAUGUUUUAGACAAAAUAAAGUGGUCUAGAAAAUGAGGCUUCCUGUUCUGUCUGUAAUUUACAAUCAAUUUUGUCUUUUCAUAUGAAGUAGUUUCCGAUAGGAGUCAGUGAGAGCCGAGCAUUCGGCAACUUUUGUAACUUGUAAACAUAUCAAAUGUUAUUAAAAACUGCUUUAAACUUUUCUGUGAUAUGAAUUAUUAUUGCAAUGUAUUUUUAAGAACUAUUCCGUCCAUAUUGUAUUAGUAUUUUUUUUGCAUUUUUUCAAUAUUAAAAUACUUUAUAAAUAUA
Mercenaria mercenaria is the source of this 4822-nucleotide messenger RNA. RefSeq names its product chromosome-associated kinesin KIF4-like. NCBI's taxonomy places the organism in Eukaryota, Metazoa, Mollusca, Bivalvia, Venerida, Veneridae. Gene Ontology annotation, biological process: mitotic spindle organization; microtubule-based movement. Gene Ontology annotation, molecular function: microtubule motor activity; microtubule binding; ATP binding. The transcript has 21 exons. The record is from RefSeq and is a predicted model, not a curated record. The coding region runs from base 112 to 2220 and encodes 702 amino acids.